AUGACUAUCGACCUUCGGCCCGAUCUCGUCGUGGAGAUCCCAAUACCAUCAGUGUGCAAGUUGAUGAAGAAUAUGAAGAAUAUAAAGAAUAUGAAGACAGGAGGUCGCGAACUCCUCGAGCCCCACAUGAUGGGGGCACCGAGCGAGUAA
Messenger RNA from Cryptococcus wingfieldii CBS 7118, 150 nucleotides. RefSeq lists its product as hypothetical. NCBI's taxonomy places the organism in Eukaryota, Fungi, Basidiomycota, Tremellomycetes, Tremellales, Cryptococcaceae. The transcript is spliced from 2 exons. The coding region runs from base 1 to 150 and encodes 49 amino acids. The record is from RefSeq and is a predicted model, not a curated record.